Molecule: messenger RNA, 3407 nt
Organism: Rhea pennata
Lineage: Eukaryota; Metazoa; Chordata; Aves; Rheiformes; Rheidae
Gene: PAQR4
Product: progestin and adipoQ receptor family member 4
Exons: 3
Coding region: 41-856 (271 amino acids)
Cellular component (GO): membrane
Molecular function (GO): signaling receptor activity
Source: RefSeq, a predicted model, not a curated record
GGAAGCGGAAGCGGCGGGGCGGAAGAAGGCGGAAGCGGCGAUGGCGGCGAUGGCGGCGGGGCGGCUGCUGGAGCGGGCGCGGGCGCCGCCGCACCUGCGCUUCAACCCGUUCGUGCUGGGCGGCUACCGGCCGGCGAGCUCGGGCGCCGGCUGCCUGCGCAGCCUCUUCUACCUGCACAACGAGCUGGGCAACAUCUACACGCACGGGGUGCCGCUGGUGGCGCUGGCGCUGCUGGUGCCGGGGGCGCUGCCGCGGGCGCCGCCGGCCGUGGCCUGGCUGGGGCUGGGCCACUACGUGGCCUGCGUGAGCCCGCCGCUGGCCAGCGUCGUCUACCACGUGUUCAUGAGCCACCGGGCCGGCGCCGGGCUCUACCGGCGCCUCCUGGCCCUCGACCUGGGCGGCGUCGCCGUCGUCAACGCCCUGGGCGCCGUGCCCAUCAUCUACUGCGCCCUGCCCUGCCAGCCGGGCCCCCGGGGGGCGGCGUUGGCCGCUUAUGGGGCGCUGUGCGGCCUGGCGCUAUGGGGCGCCUUGAGCGCCACGAGCCGAGCCGGACGUUUGAUCUCCUUCGUUGGCCCGGCCCUCUUCCGUUGGACCGUGGUCGGGCUACGGGGCGCCGUGGGGCUGGGAGCUCGGGCGCCGUUGGCCCCCUACGCCCGCAUGGAGGCGCUGGCGGUACUUGGGGGGCUGGUGAACGUGGCGCGGGUGCCCGAGCGCUGGCGUCCCGGUGCCUUCGACUACUGGGCCAACAGCCACCAGCUCAUGCACCUCCUGGUGGCCCUCAGCAUCUUGCACCUGCACUGGGGCGUGGCCGCCGACCUCCACUGGGCCGCCCAGCACCCCUGCCCCACGGCGUGACGGCGCCCCGAGGAAGGGGGAGGCGGGGGGGGGCCGCCGGUGACGUCCUAUGGAGGUCCACCACCGCGUGCGGGUGACCGGUGACGUCCUAUGGAGGUCCACCACCGCGUGCGGGUGACUGGUGACGUCCCACGGAGGUCCGCCACCAUGUGUGGGCCACCGGUGACGUCCUAUGGAGGUCCACCACCGCGUGUGGGCCACCGGUGAUGUCCUAUGGAGGUCCACCACCGCGUGCGGGUGACUGGUGACGUCCCACGGAGGUCCACCACCACGUGUGGGUGACCGGUGACGUCCCACGGAGGUCCACCACCGCGUGCGGGUGACUGGUGACGUCCCACGGAGGUCCACCACCGUGCGUGGGCCAGCAAUGACGUCCCACGGAGGUCCACCACCGCGUGCGGGUGACUGGUGACGUCCCACGGAGGUCCACCACCGUGCGUGGGCCAGCAAUGACGUCCCACGGAGGUCCACCACCGCGUGUGGGUGACCGGUGACAUCCCACGGAGGUCCACCACUGUGCGUGGGCCAGCAAUGACGUCCCACGGAGGUCCACCACCGCGUGUGGGUGACCGGUGACGUCCCACGGAGGUCCACCACCGCGUGUGAGCCACCAAUGACGUCCCACAGAGGCCCACCACCGUGCGUGGGCCACCAAUGACGUCCCACGGAGGUCUACCACCACGUUUGGGCCACCAAUGACAUCCAACAGAGGUUAACCACCAUCUGUGGGUGACCAGCGACGUCCCACGGAGGUCCACCACCAUGUGUGGGCCACCAACGACAUCCCAUGGAGGUCCACCACCAUGCAUGGGUGACCAGGGACAUCCCACAGAGGUCCGCCAGCAUCUGUGGGCCACCAACGACAUCCCACAGAGGUCCGCCACCACGUGUGGGUGACCAGCGACGUCCCAUGGAGGUCCACCACCACGCGUGGAGAACCACUAACGUUCCGUGGUGGUGGUGGCCCAUCGAGCCAUCCGUGGGCAACCAGAAACAUUCGUGGAGAUGCAGUGUCACCCGUGGAGAUCUAGUGCCACCGUCCACGGAGAUCCGGCAUCACCCGUGGGCAACCAGUGCCACCAUCCGCGGACGACUGGCGCUAGCCGUGGGCAACCGGAGACGUCCGUGGAGAUCCACCUGCUGGUGGCCCCGGGCAUCCUGCACUAGAGGGUGGCCGAUGACUUCUGCUGGGCCACCCAGCACCCCCUGCCCCAUGGCGUGAGGUGCCCAUGGGGAGCCCCAUGGAGAUCCAGUGCCACCGUCCAUGGGCAACCAGAGAGCCCCAUGGAGAUCCAGUGCCACCAUCCAUGGGCAACCAGAGACCCAUGGAGAUCCAGUGCCACCAUCCAGGGACAACCACAGAGCCCCAUGGAGAUCCAGUGCCACCAUUCAUGGGCAACCAGAGACCUAUGGAGAUCCAGUGCCACCAUCCAUGGGCAACCAGAGACCUAUGGAGAUCCAGUGCCACUAUCCCUAUGGAGAUCUGUGGCCACCACCCAGGGACAACCGGAAAGCCUCGUGGAGAUCCAGUGCCACCAUCCAGGGACAACCAGAGAGCCCCAUGGAGGUCUAGUGCCACCACCCAGGGACAACUAGAGAUGCCUAUGGAGAUCCAGUGCCACCAUCCAGGGACAACCAGAGAGCCCCAUGGAGGUCUAGUGCCACCACCCAGGGACAACUAGAGAUGCCUAUGGAGAUCCAGUGCCACCAUCCAGGCACAACCAGAGAGCCCUGUGGAGAUCAGUGCCACCACCCAGGGACAUCCAGAGAUGCCUACGGAGAUCCAGUGCCACCACCCCCGUGGAGAUCUAGUGCCACCACCCAGGGACAUCCAGAGAGCUCCAUGGAGACCCAGUGCCACCACCCAGGGACAACCAGAGAGCCCCAUGGAGAUCCAGUGCCACCACUCCCAUGGAGAUCCUUGGCCAGCAGCCAGGGACAACUCAUGGAGAUCCAGUGCCACCAUUCAGGGACAUCCAGAGAUGCCUAUGGAGAUCCAGCACCACUAUCCAGGGACAUCCAGAGAUGCCCAUGGAGAUCCAGUGCCACCACCCAGGGACAUCCAGAGAUGCCCAUGGAGAUCCAGCACCAUGGGGUGCCCCAUGGAGAUCCAGUGCCACCACCCAGGGACAUCCAGAGAUGCCCAUGGAGAUCCAGCGCCACCAACCCCAUGGAGAUCCAGUGCCACCACCCAGGGACAUCCAGAGAUGCCCAUGGAGAUCCAGUGCCACCAUCGAUGGUCAUCUGAUGCAGCGGACAUCCAGCACCAUCCCACAGACGUGUGGCACUGGCCGUGGACCUCGCGCCCCCCUCGCUGCCGCCCCAUUGGCCGACCGCCCCCCUCGCUGCCGCCCCAUUGGCCAACCGAUGUCCCUGCGGUGCCACGGCCCAACACCGUCUCCAUCCCGGUGCCAACCGACGCGUCCCCCCACCCCACUCCACCCACCCAGACCCCCCCCACCCCCUUUCCCGGUCGGUGACGCCAAUAAAGCAGGGAGGCGGCGGCGCCGUGGGGCAGCGGCGCCGUGGGGCAGCCGGACCUUUUAUUAGA